Lonchura striata (white-rumped munia) is the source of this 430-nucleotide messenger RNA. NCBI's taxonomy places the organism in Eukaryota, Metazoa, Chordata, Aves, Passeriformes, Estrildidae. The record is from RefSeq and is a predicted model, not a curated record.
UGAGGCCCGGGAGGUGACAGCCAUGGCGUUGGCGCUGCUGGUGACUCUGGUGGCCGCGGUGGCUGCGCUGGGCCGGGGGGUGCAGGCCCAGUGCCCCACAGCGGCAGAUCUGCGCCCCACCAACGGCACGCAGCUGUGCGCCCUGCUCUACGCCGACAACAGCCCCUACUACGACCAGUGCUGCGCUGGUGACGUGCUGGAGGUGCUGCCGGGCAGCGACAUGCCCUACAUGCCCCAGGGGUGGUCCGCCCGCGCCUCCUCCCUCGUGGUGGGCACCAGGUGCCAGCUCACCGUGUGGUCGCGCCGGGCCAAGGACGGCAACUCGCGGCACUUCGGUGCCGGUGCGGUGCCGCGGCUGCAGGAGCUGCGCCGGGGGCUCUUCGGGGACUGGAACAACGCCAUCCGGGCCCUCUACUGCACCUGCGAGUGA